GCAUCAAUGGAGAGCGUUCAAGUCAUGGAUCGUCCAGUGACCCAGCAAGGGUUGUCGGGCAUGAGGACAUCACAGACGAGGUCUGGGAGACAGGUGCAAGACAAGAGCUAUUUCAAAGCACAGCUGAGGAACCGAAUAAAUGCCCUGUCGUCCGAGAUAGCCCUAUUCAAUAAGGAGAUGACUGAAAUCGCGCGAGAAAGUCAGUCAUACAAACAGUACCAACGUCGGCGCCAAUUAUUACUGGAAGAAGUUAAAGGUCUGGAAGGAGAGCUAGCUGAUUAUAACCUCACGCUCGAUAAGCAGAGAGCCAACAUAAGAUCAGACGAGCUCGAAAGACAGUACAUGAGUGUAAAAGAGAAGAAUGUAUUUGGGAAACAACAGAUUGACGAGGUCUUCCUUCAAAAGAAGGAACGCGAGGAGGAUUUGGCUACACUUGAGCAUGCAUUAUUCGUGAGCUAA
Molecule: messenger RNA, 459 nt
Organism: Perkinsus marinus ATCC 50983
Lineage: Eukaryota; Perkinsozoa; Perkinsida; Perkinsidae
Exons: 4
Biological process (GO): cilium assembly; intraciliary transport involved in cilium assembly
Cellular component (GO): cilium; centrosome; intraciliary transport particle B
Molecular function (GO): beta-tubulin binding
Source: RefSeq, a predicted model, not a curated record